Messenger RNA from Spea bombifrons (plains spadefoot toad), 5019 nucleotides. RefSeq names its product protein kinase C epsilon (gene PRKCE). The transcript has 15 exons. The record is from RefSeq and is a predicted model, not a curated record. Bases 571 to 2799 code for a protein of 742 amino acids. NCBI's taxonomy places the organism in Eukaryota, Metazoa, Chordata, Amphibia, Anura, Pelobatidae. Gene Ontology annotation, biological process: protein phosphorylation. Gene Ontology annotation, molecular function: ATP binding; diacylglycerol-dependent serine/threonine kinase activity.
UCCAUCGGGAAUACACACAGAUAUUUGCCUUUGCAGCCUGAACCUCUGCAGCCGGCCCAGCCCAGGCUCAUGUAUAUUGCAUGCUAGCAGCUGGAAGAGCUCCUGUCCCUGGGGAUGUGAGCAGGAUCCAGUCCUGAUGCGGAUGUGAGCUCCCUGGCUGUGUUUUGUGCUCAGCUCAGAGGGAGGCAGGGGGGAGCUGGAGCAGCAUUUUUUGCCAGGAAAGCUCACAUUGCAAGCAACACAAGCCCCGCAUUUGCAUGGAUCAUCUAAUCUAGGUAGGUAGAAGAAAGCCAUCACCAGAUCGUAAGGCAAGCACUGUCCAGCCUUGCUGACCCCCCCUCACCAGGAUUACAUGUGGAUCUUUAAGAGCAUUUGCCUGCAGGAGGACACCCCCCUUGUUUUCCCUUAGAAAAGCAGCAAGAAAUCCAUGUAUUGAGUGGGUGUCGCAGGAGGGAAGGCAGAGGAAAGGUAAUAGAGGACAGCCAGAGAUCCCUACUAUCUCCAUUGAUUAGCAGGGAGAGGUGGCAUUGCUGCUGCUGCUAGGGUUUUACCCUGUAAUUCUCACCCAUCAUGGUUGUGUUCAAUGGCUUGCUGAAGAUUAAGAUUUGUGAGGCUGUCAAUCUGAAGCCCACAGCCUGGUCAUUAAGACAUGCGGUGGGUCCAAGACCCCAGACCUUCCUGCUGGACCCUUACAUUGCUGUGAACGUGGAUGACUCCAGGAUAGGACAGACCUCCACCAAGCAGAAGACCAACAGCCCUGCCUGGCACGAUGACUUCUCUACCGAUGUCUGCAAUGGGAGGAAGAUCGAACUGGCUGUCUUUCAUGAUGCCCCUAUAGGGUACGAUGACUUUGUGGCCAAUUGCACCAUUCAGUUUGAGGAUCUGCUGCAGAAUGGGAGCCGGCACUUCGAGGACUGGAUUGACUUGGAGCCGGAGGGGAAAGUAUACGUUAUCAUCGAUCUUUCUGGGUCCUCAGGUGAAGCACCCAAAGAAAAUGAAGAAAGAGUGUUCAGGGAGAGGAUGCGCCCUAGGAAGCGUCAGGGUGCUGUGCGGCGCAGGGUCCACCAAGUUAACGGGCAUAAGUUUAUGGCAACGUACCUUAGACAACCAACAUACUGUUCACACUGCAGAGAUUUUAUAUGGGGAGUCAUAGGAAAACAGGGAUACCAAUGCCAAGUUUGCACUUGCGUAGUUCAUAAGAGAUGCCACGAGCUUAUUAUAACGAAGUGCGCUGGUUUAAAGAAACAGGAAACCAACGAUGAGGUUGGCUCCCAACGUUUUAGCGUCAAUAUGCCUCACAAGUUCAGUAUCCAUAACUACAAAGUACCUACGUUUUGUGACCACUGUGGUUCUUUACUCUGGGGCCUCAUGAGGCAAGGUUUACAAUGCAAAGUCUGUAAAAUGAACGUACAUAGACGCUGUGAAUCUAAUGUAGCACCAAACUGUGGAGUGGAUUCUAGAGGAAUAGCAAAAGUAUUAGCCGAUCUUGGCGUAACACCAGAUAAAAUCACCGCCGCAGGCCAGAGAAGGAAAAAGUUAAUUGCAGGCGCAGAAACACAACAGCCAGUUCCUGGGGGUCCAUCUGUUGAAGAUGACAGGUCGAAAUCAGCUCCCACGUCUCCAUGCGAUCAGGAAAUUAAAGAACUUGAAAACAACAUCAGAAAAGCUUUGUCCUUCGAUAAUCGAGGUGAAGAACAUAAAGCAGCAGGCACCACGUCAACAGAGAGCCAGCUGCCGAUUCCCGGGGAAAAUGGCGAGAAUGGGGAGAUCAAAAUUCAUCAGACGAAGAAGAUAGGUCUGGAAGAUUUCAAUUUUAUCAAAGUAUUAGGAAAAGGCAGUUUCGGAAAGGUCAUGCUCGCUGAGUUGAAAGGGAAAGACGAGGUAUAUGCUGUGAAAGUCCUUAAGAAAGAUGUGAUUUUACAGGAUGAUGACGUAGAUUGCACUAUGACAGAGAAAAGGAUCUUGGCACUGGCACGAAGACAUCCUUACCUAACGCAACUCUACUGCUGCUUUCAGACUAAGGAUCGCCUCUUUUUUGUCAUGGAAUAUGUGAACGGAGGAGAUCUAAUGUUUCAGAUUCAACGUUCGCGUAAGUUUGAUGAACCUCGGUCGCGAUUUUAUGCAGCAGAAGUGACCUCAGCUCUCAUGUUUCUUCAUCAACAUGGUGUUAUAUACAGGGAUCUUAAACUGGACAACAUACUUCUGGAUGCAGAAGGUCAUUGCAAACUCGCUGACUUUGGGAUGUGUAAAGAAGGAAUAUUGAAUGGAGUUACUACUACAACAUUUUGUGGUACCCCAGACUACAUUGCACCAGAGAUAUUGCAGGAGUUAGAGUAUGGACCAUCUGUGGACUGGUGGGCUCUCGGCGUCCUGAUGUAUGAAAUGAUGGCCGGCCAACCUCCUUUUGAAGCCGACAAUGAAGAUGACCUCUUUGAAUCCAUCCUUCACGAUGAUGUCCUGUACCCAGUUUGGCUCAGUAAAGAGGCUGUCAGCAUUCUGAAAGCAUUUAUGACAAAGAAUCCCAACAAGCGAUUAGGAUGUGUUCCAUCGCAGGGACUGGAAGAAGCCAUUAAACAACAUCCUUUCUUUAAAGAGAUUGACUGGGUACUUUUGGAGCAAAGGAAAAUCAAGCCGCCUUUUAAGCCUCGAAUUAAAACCAAACGUGACGUAAACAACUUUGACCAGGAUUUCACACGAGAAGAACCUGUUCUAACACUGGUGGAUGAAGCCAUAGUAAAGCAAAUCAAUCAGGACGAAUUUAAAGGAUUCUCUUAUUUUGGAGAGGAGCCGCUGGCCUAAAGUGGAUCCUACGCUGGCCGUUCUUCAAGCAGUAGUCCUAUGGAGACAGACACGUGACUGAGAUUCAGCGGAUCCUUACAAUCUUGUUCUAUUAUGAGCCUGCUCGUGUAAAAAUGCUAUUUAUUGUUGUUCAUUUUAUUAAACUGAAGGCACUCCUAAUUUCUGUCUUACAGAGCAAUGCAAAACCAUGUUUUCUUUCAGUAACUGUAACACACUGCCAUGUCUGUGACCACGGUGUACUAGACAAUCUUACAAAAUAUAUAUAUAUAUAUUUUAAUUUUAACAUACAGCAAACAUGACAGGGACAAGAAGCAGGGCAGGUAUGAGUACUGAAUGUGUCGCGUAUCCUUUUCAGUGGUUCACUUGAAGCCACUUCCACUGAUUUGUGCACCAACGUGGAGAAAUAGCUGUUUUUAUGCUGAUACCCCACACAGAUCAGUAAAACAUGAAAUUACUGCAAAAGGAUAUGUUUACUCUCUAGAGAGUCAAAAUGUGAAAACGCACACCUUUUUUUUUUUCUUUCUUUUUUUCUCACUCGUGUAAACACACACGCGCACUCUGGCACACGUACACUCAGAUAAAAAUAAAAUGGUCCGUUACAAUGAAUCCUGUGUGGAUCUAUACCCCAUAGUGCCCAAGGAACUCAUUGCAGUGUAAAAGUCAUGCUGUGUAUUACACGUUCAUUAAAGCACAUUUUGGGGCUAUGAACAAAGCCAUUGGGUUUUUUUAGGCAGCUUCACAAGGGCUUUUUUUCCUUAUAUUAAACCAUUCUAGUGAACUUUAAUGCAACACAUUUCCCGUGACCUGACACUAUUUACCGGCAUUCCUUAACCCUUUACAGUGGCUGGGGUUACUUCAAUAUUUAAUAGUUCUGUGGUUCUGCUACCACCCAGCCGCCCUCCACAGUAAAGGGACAUUGAAAUACGGUGCAUUGCAAUUGCCUUUAGUUACGCAAUCCUUUUAUUUAUUGAAUGGUCCUGCAAAAAAAUGUGUUCUUCAUAGGAAAAAAAUAUGUUUAGAAUUUUGAGGGACACAGCUAAAAAAAAAAAAAAAAAGGAAUGCAAAUCAAGGCUUACCGAUGUCAAUUCAGUUUUUGUCUACUGAAUUCUACAUUUCCCUGAACCUUUAACCCUUUGGCUUCCAGGAGUGGGGUGUGAGUCUCACCGUUAUGCAGUUGUGCAUAAAGGAUUAGGCAGUUACAGUGCAUUGUAUUGCUUUUGCACACAUUAAUUAGAACUUGGCACUAUUGUGUGUGUUUUUAAAAUCUUUCUUUUUGUUAAGACUUCUUUUUUUUUUUUUGUCUAAUGUGACAAAGUGAUACGCAGAAUGAAAACAAACAAAAAAAUGGAUAGAAUUAGAAUCCAGGAUUUCACACUUAUGGGGGAGUGUGCAUAUGAUCAAAAUAUUGUGAAGAGGUGUAAAUUAAUUUUUAGGUGUGUGUGUAUGGAGAAGGAGAGGAGUUACCGUUUGUUAGAUGCGCUAACAGUGUUAUGUUUGUGUGUACAUGUAUUGCAUUUGAUGAUGUAUUUUACUGGACUGGUAACUAAGCAGUUCAAAAGAUUCAUUUAAAUAGCUUAUGUCACGGAUAGACAGCCUGGUCCUCUUGUGCUAGCUGGGAAUAAUGGGAGUCGGAGGCGUACAGUAACUGGUUGUCCACCCUUGACUUGACAUGAAUCUUCUGCUUCUUGAAAAUAAAAAAAAAAACACAUAAUAAAUAAAUAUAUGUUAGUGGCAAAGUGGCACUAAAUAAGCUUUUUUUGCCUUUUUGUACAGGUGAGAUUUUGUAAAUAGUGUUUGCUGCAAGGCCUGUGGAGUCUUAUUCAUUAUAGAGGUAUUAAACUGCUGCAUGUUCAGGCAUAUUAUAAAAUGUUAGUCCAUGGAAAACAUUAAUUAUAAUAAGGUCAAUGUGCAAUACUCUGUAUGUGUAUUGGUUCAAGUCUCUGUGAGAGAUUAUUAUUAUUAUUAAUAUUAUUUUUGUUUGUUUUUAAAGAUGUAAACAUAUAUUAUGCUACCAGAUCUCUUGUAUAGUACUUCUGAAAUUUAUAACUGAACGAAUAGGAAAGAAUCACAGAUAAUGUACUGACAUAAAAGCAACUGUGCUAGCACCACGGGCAAGUUUAAAUGUGUUUUUUUAAUUUUAUUGUUUUUAGUGUUAAUGAUUUUGUGUUUUACAUCCACUACCUACGUUUUCCCUAGUUAUUUUCUAAGAAAGAAGAAAAA